Molecule: messenger RNA, 3043 nt
Organism: Drosophila navojoa
Lineage: Eukaryota; Metazoa; Arthropoda; Insecta; Diptera; Drosophilidae
Molecular function (GO): zinc ion binding; nucleic acid binding
Source: RefSeq, a predicted model, not a curated record
AUGAUUUGUCCAAAAGACGUCCUGCAGUGGUUUAAGACUCUGGAGAGCUAUAAUCGCAUUGAUACCAUGUGUUCAUUGUUCGAGGCCUGUUUGCCGUUUGAGUUGCGGUUUCUGGGCACAUUUUUGGAGGAGCUGGGUCGCAGGGAUUCACCGGAAUUGCGUGGCAUGGAGCUGCGCGCCAAUAAUCCACAGGAUCUGGCCGCCGAUAUGCACAACUGCCAAAAGGGCGAACCAACAGACAAAAAGAUCCGCCGCAAGAUGGCGCUAUAUUUAGCGCUGAUACGUGCCUGUAAUCGAAAUUGUGUGACAGAAAUAUUUCGCACCCUCGAGUGUUGGGGCGACCGCGAUUUUGCCAGCAUUAACGAUCAGGAUACGAUCCUGGAGCUGUUGCUCGUCUACACAAUGGCUGCCAAACAUCCUGUCUUUUCUUACCACCAGAACACCAAAUGCGGCGAAAUUCUGGCCAAGAUUAAGGAGAUCAGACGUAUGACAGACGAAACGACACAAAUGAUGAGCCAGCAGCAGCAGCAGCAGUCGUCACAGCAGCAACAGCAACAGCCGUCGCAUACACAACACUUGCUGCAUCAGCAGCAGCAGUCGCAGCCUCAGCCACAGCCACAGCAGCCGCCACCGCCUUUCCAUCAUCCAGUGGUGCCAAUGAUGCAGCCACAGCAGCCAACGCCUCUGCUGUAUCCACAGCCUUGGACCAAGAUGAUACCCGGCACAGACGUGGACAGCAUACAACAUUUGAUGCAAUCCAACAUCACCAUUCCAACGGACUCGAAUGCCAUUGCUGCGGCAGCGGCAGCGGCGGCGGCGGCAGGCGGCUGGUCCAUGCGCAACUCAGUGCCGUGUACAGUGUAUGCAGUGCCGCCUCCACAGCCACAGAGCCUGGAUCUUCAGGUGCCGCCGCAAGCCAGCUCGCCCAUGCUAAGCAGCCAGCAGUCAUCGCCGUCGACCAGUCGCACCACCAGUCCACAGCGUGAGCGUGGCAGCAGUGCCCCACUGCUGCAGCAACAGCAACAGCCACAACAACAAAUGCGCAGCUUGCCGUUGCGCUUGCCGAACAGCGUCAAACAUUCGCGUCGACCCUCUGUGGAGACAACGCCACCGCCAUCGUCUACGUCCGUUGGCAGCGGCGACGCUAAGCAUUUUGAUGAGGGUAUCAGCGAAGGCGGCGGCAACCCAGUUGGCGCCAGCUUGUCUAGUAUUAUACGCAACGCAAGCUAUCCGCGUGUCUCGCAUCAGCGUAUGAAUGCGAAUACAUAUAUACCACCUCACCAGCAGCAGCAGCAACAACAACAACAACAACAGCAGCAGCAGCAACAGUCGCCGGUAAGUCAAGAUUCACAGCAGCAGCAGCAGGCGCAGCAGCACUAUCAGAUGAACAGCUUCAUCAAGGCGAACACACUGGUCCACACGAUGCAUAAUAUGCACAUAAACGAGGAUGGCAGCGGCUCGACGAGAAUGAGUUCGAGUAAAAGUGCGGCAACUACGAGCAGCGAAUCGGGUUGCUCGAAUGGCUCUUGCGGCGAGACAACGCCACCGGAAACGCCCACGCCCACGCCCACGCAUCCCAACCAUUCAGUGGGCAUUGGUUAUCAGCAACAGCAGCAGCAAAAGCCGCAUCAUAUUAGCAAUAAGCAGUCUAGCCUACAGCAUCGUCUCAACGGGCGCAAUGGCGUGGAGAAGAGCUAUCAGCAAAUCUAUACGCCGAGCAAUCCCAGCGAGCAACAGCAACAGCAGCCGCUGCUCAUGAGUCCCUCUGCUGUUAGUACGCCACCGACACCUGUGCUGUUGCAGACGCAGCAGCAGUCACAACAGCAGCAGCAGCAGCAGCAACAACAGCAGCCACAACAGCAACAACAGCAACCACAACCACCGCCAACAGCGACAGCGUAUAAUGCACCAACAUAUCCAUAUCAUGCGGCAAGUGGACGUGGACCGCAGCCAGCAUUGAUAAAACCACAUCAUCCGCAGCCGCCGCCACUUGCGCUGCACAACUCCAUACGCGUUCAUUACCAGCCUAACGGGGACAUCAUCUUUCCGGGCUAUCAUCCCGGGUUGACGUAUCCAGUGCCCGUUACAGCACCGCCAGCUGGUGCGCCCACAGCUGUGACGGCGGCCCAAUUGGUCCGCAAUACGGCGCCCGUUGCCAGCACCAAUGCAGUCACAGUGCAAACGCAAACGCCCGCCACACAGCCGCAGCCGCAGCAAUUGCUCGCGACGCCAGUUGCGCCCACGCCGUAUGCGACGUUAGGCGUUUGCCCCAUAACUGGAGCGAGCAGCGCAGUGACACCGAAGAUCAUCUCCUGCUACAACUGUGGCUCCCAGACGCACAUCGGGCGCGAUUGCCAGGAAGCGUCCAUGGAGGAUGUGACGCGCAGCGCCACCUACAAGCUGGACUUCAGUACGACUAGCAACUCGGGCAGCAGCAUCGAUGGCGGCAACCUAAGCGAUCACAAGGAGGUCGGCAGCAUGCUGAAGAAUGUGCCAGCGACAACGCCAACGGCGACAGCGGGAGCAGCAUUGACCAGCAUGGGCAAAUAAGCCAUGUAUAAUACACACACACAGAUAAAUAUUUAUAUGUAUUUACAUAUAUAUAAAUAAUUAAUAUAUAUAUAUAUAAUUAAUUAAUAUACUUAUUGUAAUUCUUAACUACUUACACAAUUGAACAUUUAUAACGUUUGUAAAAGUGCGGAAAUCAAAUUUCACGCCUUUAGCCACGUCUCUUAGUUAUUUAAGUCAUUUUUGCAAAUUGCGUUAGCCAGAACAAGUCGCCUAAAAUUAAACAAAAAAAAGAAACAAAAUCGAAAUGCAAAAAAAAAAAAAAAAAAUAUUAUAAACAAUUAACAACCUUGCACACCACAGGGAAAUUAUGCAGAUAGUAAUUGUAGUUAUAUAUACAUACAUAUAUAUUCUAUAUAUAUAUAAAUUAUACUAUAUCUACUGUAUAAUUGCGCGUACUAUACGAAUAUUUCUACCAUUUAAGUUAUACGCAAAACAAAUAGGCGAAAAACAAAAACAAUACAAUGACGAGCAA